AUGUGGAAAUGUGCAGCCUGGGGUUGGGCCGGAGCGACGCAGGAGAACGAAGCCGCGGAUGAAGAGGAAGAGCACGAGCCCGUCCCCGAGCAGGCAGGGGAGAACCCGGACGUGCUGGAAGGAGCCGAAGAGGGAGGAUCCGAGCCGACCCAUGAGCCUGCCGACUCAUAUGAGGAGGCGGAGGAGGAAGAGGGGGGGGCUAGGCGGGAGUCACGGCGGGACGACCCCGACCGUCAGGAAGGAUGUCGCGCAAGCGAUGCACAGCAGCAGGAGCAGCUGAGCCAGGCAGACGACAUGCGCGAACUGCAGGUGCGGGAUCUCGCGGGGGAGAAGAGGCCGAGCGCUCACAGACGUCAGACGGGCAACGCCGCCGAACAGAGCAGCGCGGCGUACGGCAGGAGGGGGAAGGGCGCAGGACCGAUUGGCAGACGACGCGCGGAGGAAGGCGGCGCGAGGAAUCCCGCUCGCCAGAGCCGCAAGGACAGCAACGGGGAGAGUCGCGCUCUCCGCGCCAGCAGAGACGGUGGGACAAGCGGCCCAGCGAGGAGUCUCACUCGCCCGUUCGAGGCCACGGGCGUGAAGGAAGGCUGGGCGAAGCGAGGUUCUCACAGGACGGCCAUCGGUGGCACGGAAGGGGCGGAGAGGGAUGGUCGCCAUCGCCGGCGAGGCGCCAAGCGUACGGGACGCGGGGAGAAGGAGGAGAGAGGAGCCGACGCUCGCCGGCAACGGUAG
Closterium sp. Naga37s-1 is the source of this 732-nucleotide messenger RNA. The record is from the annotation of a GenBank genome assembly. NCBI's taxonomy places the organism in Eukaryota, Viridiplantae, Streptophyta, Zygnematophyceae, Desmidiales, Closteriaceae.